AUGUGGGGGCUCCUGCUGCUCGGAGCCCUGGCGCUGGGGCUCAACCCCACUGGCAGCACCCGCACCCCCAGCAUCUACGACGAGACCCCCGAGGAAGGGAGUGCAGGCGGGACUGAUGACGCUGACUGCUCUCCUUCCCUCCUGACAGGCCCGGCGCUGGGGGGCUUUCCAGGCCACCUCUGUGUCAACAACAGCUACACCCUGCUACUUCCUAACAGCUCACAGACACUGUUGCUGGGCUGGGUGCCCACACGCCUGGUGCCCACGCUCUAUGCACUGGCUUUGGUGGUUGGACUGCCAGCCAAUGGGUUGGCGCUGUGGGUGCUGGCCACGCGGGUGCCUCGCCUGCCCUCCACACUGCUGCUUAUGAACCUGGCGGCCGCUGACCUACUGCUGGGCCUGGCACUGCCGCCGCGCAUCGUCUACCACCUGCGCGGUCAGCGCUGGCCCUUCGGCGAGGUCGCCUGCCGCCUGGACACGGCCGCACUCUACGGUCAUAUGUACGGCUCUCUGCUGCUACUAGCGGCUGUCGCCCUGGACCGCUACCUGGCCGUGGUGCACCCGCUGCGCGCGCGAGCCCUGCGCGGCCAGGGACUAGCCACCGGGCUCUGUGUCGCCGCCUGGCUGGCGGCUGCCGCGCUGGCGCUGCCCCUUGCGCUGCAGCGACAGACCUUCUGGCUGGCGGGUGCCAGCGCCGACCGCCUGUUGUGUCAUGACGCGCUACCGCUAGGCGAGCAGGUCUCCCACUGGCGGCCCGCCUUCGCCUGCCUGGCGCUGCUUGGCUGCUUCGCGCCGCUGCUAGCCCUGACGCUGUGCUACGGAGCCAUGCUGCGCGCCCUGGCCACCAGCGGCCGGCGCUACAGCCACGCGCUGCGCCUGGCGGCCCUAGUGCUGGCCUCGGCCUUGGCCUUCUUUGUACCCAGCAAUGUGCUGCUGCUACUGCACUACUCGGAUCCCGGGCCGAACGCUUGGGGCGAUCUCUACGCCGUCUACCUGCCCAGCCUGGCGCUCAGCACCCUCAACAGCUGCGUGGACCCCUUCGUCUACUAUUACGUGUCGGCCGAAUUCCGGGAAAAGGUGCGCCAGGCGCUCUGCCGACUGGCGCCUGGAAAUGCUAGAGGGGUUUCCAAGGCCUCUGGGGAAGAGGGCGGCGGCAUGGGAAACGGUACACGCUCUACUUCGCUGGUGUGA
Molecule: messenger RNA, 1191 nt
Organism: Chrysochloris asiatica (Cape golden mole)
Lineage: Eukaryota; Metazoa; Chordata; Mammalia; Afrosoricida; Chrysochloridae
Gene: F2RL3
Product: coagulation factor II (thrombin) receptor-like 3
Exons: 3
Coding region: 1-1191 (396 amino acids)
Biological process (GO): positive regulation of Rho protein signal transduction; blood coagulation; thrombin-activated receptor signaling pathway
Cellular component (GO): membrane
Molecular function (GO): thrombin-activated receptor activity
Source: RefSeq, a predicted model, not a curated record